GUUUGUGUCCUCUAGGCCUCACUGCCAAGCUGAAUUUUAAUGUAUCGAAAACAGUCUAUCGGAAAAAUGGUGCACGGCAAAGCGUGUCAUGGAUAGAAUGGAUACUCGAGCGCCCUGAUUACAGCUUAAAGAAUGCUGAUCUUUCAGAGUAUGACUAACAAUCGUGCGUUGUUUUACGCGAAUGUAAAUGUAUAACGCAAGUCAUAUUCUAAGGCUGCAGUCAUGUAUUCUACCGUCAUAAACACCCUGAGAGGACUUAGCAAACACUCGCUCCUCUACGUGGUUCUCGUGGUUGCAUCAUCAACUGUGUUUCAUGGCAGUAAAACAUAUGGCCCUGACUUCUUCAUCAGUAAAAAAAAGCUGAGACUAUUGAACUCUUGAAACUCUUGUUUCGCACUAUUCCUUUUGAAAUGCACCGCAGUGCCAUUCUUGUACAGAUCUGAUAACACAGGAAGUAUAGUAUAAUGCACAAAUCUGAUAACAACUUAAGUAACAAAGUACCGCAUGAACAACGAGCAGCAUGGCGAACGUGAUCUGAUACAUUCUAAACAACGUACAUUGCCAUAUAGAAGACACGGCAUCGUAUUUUGGGUGUCACUUUCGGCAAUCAGCUGAACGGUACAAGGCAAAGGUUGAAGGCGUUGCCUGCUAUAGGCAAGAAAAUGCAAUAUUUUUUAACCCUAGUGUUCAGCUGCAGUAUAGCUCUGAGCUUUUGCUCUGUUAACUCUUUCCUUAUUCCACAUGAAGGCAACGAAAAGUGCCAAGAGUACACAACCUAUGAGGAUUGCGUGAAGGAAGCGUACACGGCGGCCGCAAAAUGUCGAGAUUCAAGACUCCCACUACUCACGUUCAACAUUUACGAGGUUUGUGAUGGAUAUCAGGACAAGUUGAAAUGCCUAUGUUCUACUCAUUGCGCAAAAGCAUCUUGCCUGGAGUGCUUCAACAAAAUGGAAAAGAUCGUCGAAAGCUGCGAACUGUUUUCCAAGAAAAUAAACUGUGACCUCAAUGCCAGUGCCUCAGCUCAGGAAUGCGAAGAAACAAAGAUUUCUCUCAUCAAGUACUGCAGUAGCCAGGAAUGCAAAGUCUGUAAAGAUCUUUACUGUCGCAAUGGAGGCAAGUGUGCAGGACCCAACGCUUCUUUGUGCGCAUGUCCGCCAGGUUACGCGGGAGCUUUCUGUCAUAAAAGUAGAUGUGCAAGAUUGCCAUGUAAAAAUGGAGGCACGUGCAUCGGUGAAAACCUCUGUAAAUGUCCACCUCCUUAUUCUGGUGCUCAGUGUACAAGAAAAAGACUGGGAACCAGAGACAACCCGGCACCAAACGCACAAGCAAUUCUUGACGCCGGCGAUAGUGUAGGCAGCGGCAUGUACUGGAUCCAACCUCCUGGUGAAACAGCCCCGGCUCAAACUUACUGCGACAUGAGCUUUGCUGGUGGAGCAUGGAUGCUAGCUAGUUAUGGUUACGUUCACACAACGGGAACAAACUCCAACAACAAGGCCAUUCCUAACAUGAAUAGUCCCUUUGGUUUCGCUUGGCUUCCAACCCAACGUACCUCCUCUCAUGGCGUGAUUAAUUUACCACACGGGGCGGUAAUGAUGACAAAUAACGCUGGUUACAUGAUCAUGGCUGCGGGUAAUAACCCAGCCACGGGUGGUAUCAACCAAUAUGCAUACGUGUACCGUAUUUACCUAAAGAAUAACCCUUACAACAUAACCUUUGCAAACCAUAACCGUUAUAAUGGCGGACAGCCGGGCCGUAUGCAUAUCGUUGGUUUUGUUGUGGAAGCACUGAAAGGAGAAAGUGGCGCAUACGGAAAAUAUGCCCUUGGGGAGGCCCUUGGGGUAACAUGGUCCGACUCCUACCCAACCGGUUACGGUUUUUAUGACCAAACCACGCCUUAUGGAAGCUUUACCAAGGGUCCCUUUUUCCCGAGUGUCCAUUCGGGUUCGGGACGAAGCCCGUGUUCUGGAUGUACCCCUACUACUAACUACGAGCCUGAUGUGGUGGAUGGGACCCCUCAGUACACACAUCAUGGAUGGUACACCGCUAACGGGUGGGACAAAACAGGUCAAACCUCUAUUUGGUUUAAGUGAAAAGCUACUUUACUAAAGAAGGUUCCAUUAGAGUAGAUAGCCUACUGGACAAGUACACUCUUUAGAGUCAUUACAUUUUCGAACUCUCAUCACUUCAAAGCCAGUUAUUUAGUUAUACAUCUAAAAUUCUAGAAAGAAAGAUUUUAAUCAGAUUCGCUAACAAAAUAAGCUCCCCUUAACCACCCAACCUUGUUCCACACAGAAAUCAGAAUCUUGUGUGUAAACGAUAUCUGUAGACUAAGUUUAAGGUGUAUCGCUUGUCGGUCAUAGAUUAGCAAUAAGAGACAAUCAGCAUUCAUCGAAUUGCUGCAGUCCUUAGACGUUUGCAGCAAUGUAGUCAUAUUCGAGAAACUUUAUAAUUCGUAAUUCGGUCAACCGCAAGUCGCGCAAAAAUGUUUUAAUUCAGGCACAUGUCUCACUGAGAAAAUAGAACAAUUUUCAACACAACCAACGCAGUACAACUUUACGCAGUAUUUUGGUGCGUGUUACUGGUAUCUGUUCGCGUUAUAAAGCUAACUUCAGCUUUGAAAUUGGAACAGCGUUAGGGACUUGAGACAUGCGCUUCGCCUUGAAAGGAGUCCUUGAUAUUUGCACUCUGUUAUCGUUUAACAAACAAGUACACUUUGUUUUCGUAGGAAUGAAGAUAGAUCACUUAAACUUUAAUUUGAUAGCGGUAAUAGCUUUACCACAGCUUGUUUUAUUCAUUAAGAUAUACAACAUGUCAAGAUACAGAAGAGUUUUGAAAAUACUGAUAACUGUAAAGUACAAGUACUUUCUUUA
Molecule: messenger RNA, 2870 nt
Organism: Orbicella faveolata
Lineage: Eukaryota; Metazoa; Cnidaria; Anthozoa; Scleractinia; Merulinidae
Molecular function (GO): Notch binding
Source: RefSeq, a predicted model, not a curated record